AUGUCCUUUCUUCAUACCCACUCAAGCGAGUGUAUAAAGAGCGAACUCAAUCUCUUCUCUCUACCUCCUACGCAAAUCAGCAUUGAGAGUUUGCAAUGGAUUUAUUACAAACCCGUAACUUCGCUCUCGGACGACUCGCCCAUAGAAUUCGUCAUUCCCGGACAUGGAGAAGACUAUCUGGAUCUCACUCACACCAUGUUGAGCCUCCGUAUACGCGUAGAAAGCGAAAGCGGGGAGAGCACAUCGGUCGCGCCCGACGACACGGCAAAAGUAGGACCCGUAAAUCAUCUAUUGCAUUCCAUGUUCAACCAAAUCGACGUAUAUUUCAAUCAAAAGCUCGUGUCGCCGCCAAACAACGCUUACGCGUACCGCGCAUACAUCGAGGCCUUAUUAAAUUAUGCUUCACCCGCAAAAACUUCCCAUCUAACCUCCUGCUUAUGGGACGCGGAUAUCCCCGGAUACAUGGACGACCCCUUAGACGCAUCAACCUCAAAUUCGGCGCUCGUGAGACGCGCAAAAUACAUUCAGGGGAAUCGCGCGUUAGAUCUCAUAGGUCACCUUCACUGCGACGUUUUCAAUCAAGAUAAAUUUUUAAUUAACGGAGUGGAAGUUAGAAUGAGGUUCGUACGCUCGAAAGAUUCGUUUUGCCUUAAGGAGAGUAAAACGUUAUCAAAAAUACGCAUUCUUGACGCCAGUCUACUCGUAAGAAGAGCAAAAAUAAGUCCCGGUGUGCUACUCGCACACGCUAGAAUGCUGAGUAAAACUACGGCCAAAUAUCCUCUUACGAGAGUCGAGGUUAAAACAUUCACGAUACACGCUGGCGUCGUGGGGCAAUCGAUAGACAACGCAAUACUCGGACAGCUACCGAAACGAGUAAUAGUGGGUUUUGUCGAUAACAAAGCGUUUAACGAUGAUAGAAAAUUGAACCCGUUCAAUUUAAAAAAUUACGGAAUAAAUUUCUUUUUGCUGUAUGUCGAUGGUAUGCAAAUUCUCAGUAGACCGUUACAACCAAAUUUUUCGAAAGACAAACCGCUCUACGUAGAAGCUUAUCACACAUUAUUCUCGGGAAUCGGCAUUCACUUUCUGAACGAGGGUAAUUCUAUAACUAGAGACGCUUACGCCGCCGGUUACACUCUUUUCGCUUUCGAUCUUACUCCGGAUCUAUCCGCUAAUUGUGCAGGGCAUUGGAAUCUCGUGAAACACGGUAGCUUACGAUUAGAAGUGAGAUUCGAAAAAGCUCUUUCCGUGACUAUUAAUUGUAUCGUCUAUGCCGAGUUUGAGAACGUUUUAGAAAUCGAUUGUCAUUUGUCAUUGUCGACUUUUCUGGUUAACCCUAUGUCUUUCGCGUGA
Mycetomoellerius zeteki is the source of this 1350-nucleotide messenger RNA. RefSeq lists its product as uncharacterized. Gene Ontology annotation, biological process: deoxyribonucleotide biosynthetic process. The transcript has a single exon. The coding region runs from base 1 to 1350 and encodes 449 amino acids. Gene Ontology annotation, molecular function: ribonucleoside-diphosphate reductase activity, thioredoxin disulfide as acceptor. NCBI's taxonomy places the organism in Eukaryota, Metazoa, Arthropoda, Insecta, Hymenoptera, Formicidae. Gene Ontology annotation, cellular component: cytosol. The record is from RefSeq and is a predicted model, not a curated record.